Molecule: messenger RNA, 1273 nt
Organism: Westerdykella ornata
Lineage: Eukaryota; Fungi; Ascomycota; Dothideomycetes; Pleosporales; Sporormiaceae
Exons: 2
Coding region: 139-945 (268 amino acids)
Molecular function (GO): acyltransferase activity, transferring groups other than amino-acyl groups
Source: RefSeq, a predicted model, not a curated record
UGACACAGAACCACGGCCACUGCGCCUGUAUUCGGACGAAGCUAUCACGCUGGCUUGUUAUACGGCUGUUCCCAUUACCAAAAGAAGCGGCAGAUCGCACUUGAACACUAGUAGAAAGCCCAGAGGCAAGCCGCAAUCAUGGCGAAAACCAUCAGUCCCGUCACAGUCACCUAUGUGCAAAAGUCAGCCGUGAAGCCCAGUAGACUCCCCCUUAUCCAUGCUCCGAAUCUGCUGGCUCGAAGGCAGUCUGCUGUGACUACGAUUCCGCCGCUGAUUGACGGCGUCCGCAUCGUCACGGCGGCAGAGUACAAGAAGGCAGCUGCUUGUCUGGCCGAGGCUUUUGCCGAGGACGACGUUGCGCGCUACUUCAUCGAUGUGCCUGACCGCGAGCACUGGACGGAGCAGGAGAAGUGGGAUUUGCACGUCGAGAUCCUCGAAUAUGUGACGUAUGCUCACAUCUUGAAGGGCCUUGUGACGACUUGCGGCGAGUUUGAGUCGGUGGCUCUCUGGAUGCCCCCCGGCCAGAACAUGGACGACCUCUGGACCGUCUUCCGCAGCGGCAUGUGGCGCCUCAACUACCGCCUGUCCGCUGAAGGCAAGCGGCGCUUCUUCAAGGAAUUCCUGCCCCUCCUGCACGACGUCAAGCAUACGGCCCUCCGCGAACGCGACGACGACAGCUGGUACCUCGUGUACAUUGGCACGCGGCCCAGCGUGCGUGGCAAGGGGCAUGCGCGCAAACUCAUCGAGCAUGUGACGAGGCAGGCGGAUCGGGAGGGCCGGGCGUGCUACUUGGAGAGCAGCAAUGAGGUGAACCCGCCGAUUUAUCGGAAGUUUGGGUUCGAGACGAGGAGGACGGUGCAUUUGCAGAGGGGGGAGAGGAAUGUUGCGUUGGAUAUUAUGGUGAGGGAGCCCAGGGCGGUGGAGAAGGAGAGGAGGGAUUCUUAGGCAUUUGAGGGGAGGAGGUGAGGUGGAUGAUAGAGGUAGGGUGUGGGACGUUUCGCGAGGGACUUUCACUUCAACAGCUGAAAUGUCUCGUGUAUGUGAGAAGGGCGAUCUAAAUUGACAAUCGGAUAGGAUAAGAGACGGACUAGGGAGCACAGCAGGGACGGAUCGUUCUUUAACAGAACGGGAUAACUAAACAUUUUCUCUUUUUUUUUUCUCUUUUGUUUUUUAAUUUCUGCUAAAGUCUACUAUUUUCCCUUCUAUCCCUAAAGUUUUAAGUAAGAGAUAGUUUAACGUAUUCCACCACCGAGUGUCGCACACCACCGAGUGU